Phytophthora infestans T30-4 is the source of this 717-nucleotide messenger RNA. RefSeq lists its product as uncharacterized. The coding region runs from base 1 to 717 and encodes 238 amino acids. Lineage: Eukaryota; Oomycota; Peronosporomycetes; Peronosporales; Peronosporaceae. The transcript has a single exon. The record is from RefSeq and is a predicted model, not a curated record.
AUGCUCGUAGCGCACAACGAGCGGUCCCUCGCCACGCUACCUUCGAUUGUUAAAAGGUUCUGCAAAUUGGCCAUCAACAAGGCGUUGGCAAAGCAGAGCGAAGCAGCCGAGGAGAAGUCCGUGAUGCCACUGUCUCAAAUUGAGAUCACUGGGUGCAAAGACUGCACGUUGAUAUCGAGCGUGUUCAUCUCAGAGAUCCCACACACGUCGUUGGAAGAGGUGUAUGCGGCUGUGCUAGCGUACUUCGACGCCAUUCCGGUGUCGAUGAAGAAGCAUUUCGGUGUUGAAGCGAAGCGGACGAGACUGAACGAUGCAGAAUCUUCUGUGGUUUACCGCCGCUCAACUUUCAACGGCUCUGGAGUGCCAGCGACUGUGAACAACAUCGUCUGCUCGGAUCUUACUGCAUCACACGGCAUGGUUCACAUCGACGCUGUGAUGGAGGAUCCUCUGCACCCAGUGUCUGAACUAGCAUCGUCGCAGUACGGAAUCUGCGGUCUCACCAUAACUCCUCGGAAAGAGCCUGUGACGGGGAAAACCGCUUCUGUGACGAUGCGUUGGGUGGUCGUGUACCGCUACAAUAUGCUGCCGUGUGACCCCGCUGUUAAGGAGGACCUAGAAAUCGUCCGACCUAUUCUAAACGGUGACCUCAUCACGGCGUCCGUGUGUACCUUCAUUCAGCAGAAACAAUCCGCAACAAAGGCCACUGAAGCUUCCUAA